Molecule: messenger RNA, 3150 nt
Organism: Triticum aestivum (bread wheat)
Lineage: Eukaryota; Viridiplantae; Streptophyta; Magnoliopsida; Poales; Poaceae
Product: receptor-like protein 46
Exons: 2
Coding region: 201-2873 (890 amino acids)
Molecular function (GO): protein binding
Source: RefSeq, a predicted model, not a curated record
CACAGCCACACACAUCGUCAUCAGUCAUCACCUUAUCACCCAGCAGGGACUAGUAGUCACUUCCCUGUGAGGCUGAGAAUUAAGAUACCCAAGAUAUUAUUCGCGUUUUCUACACCAAUCUCUUUCAUCUAUGUGAACUCUAGCUACUUGUAAACUAAGGAAAUGCUCUGCAGCUCGCCAUUUUCUUACCCAACACUUCAAUGGCGCCCCUGAAAAAACUCGUCCAUAUCUCACUUCUCCUGCUAGUAUGCACAGCCAAGGCGGCCAACCCAGAAGCAGAAGCACUUCUCUGGUGGAAGUCGACUUUGGUUGGCGCUAACUCGCUGUCCUCAUGGUCGACUGCGAAUUCCACCUGCUCUUGGUUUGGCGUCUCCUGUGACACUGCCGGGCAUGUUAUGGAACUCAGCCUUCCCAACGCUGGACUCAACGGUACGCUCGAUUACUUGUAUUCGCCGGCGUUCUUGAACCUCACCAAGAUCAAACUCAACAACAACAAUCUUGUUGGCGCCAUCCCAGCAAACAUAUCCAAGUUGCUAACGCUCACUUAUCUGGACUUGAGCAGCAACAAUCUUGCUGGUGCCAUCCCCUACCAACUCAGCAACCUACCAAUGCUUGUCAAGUUUAAUCUGGCAAAUAACCACUUGACUAACCUGGAAUACAGCAAGUUCUCACCUAUGUCCAGUUUGAACAUGUUGUCUCUAGCUAAUAAUGAUCUCAGUGGUACCUUCCCACCAUUCAUCCUCAACUGCACCAAUUUGAGGAUGAAAUCCCUCGAUCUAUCGGGUAACGCCUUCUCAGGUCCAUUACCAGAUUCACUGCCGGAGAUGGCCCCACGGUUGAGGUAUCUAAAUCUGUCCAUUAAUGGUUUCUAUGGAUCCAUACCUCGCUCAUUCUCAAGGCUCCAAAACCUCGAGGCACUAUAUCUCGGGAGAAAUAAUCUGACAGGAGGAAUCCCACCCGAGCUGGGGAUGAUAUCUGGGUUGCGAAACCUUUCACUGGGCAGGAACCCACUUGGUGGUUCGAUCCCAACCUCACUGGGGCAGCUUCAGUUGCUACAGGUGCUCAAAAUCAGAAACACUAGUUUGGUUUCUACUCUUCCACCUGAGCUGGGGAACCUUACUAGUCUUAAGCAUCUCGAGCUGCAGGAGAAUCAGUUACAUGGAAGUAUGCCACCAUGUUUUGCCAGGAUAAAAACAUUGAUGAUUUUUUCAUUGGCUGGAAAUAAUAUUAAUGGUACCAUCCCGACAGAGAUGUUCACAAACUGGACCAAGCUCGAGUAUUUUGAUGUAUCCAGAAACUUGUUUACUGGAAGAAGCCCAUCGCAUAUCAGCAAGUGCAAGAAGCUCAAAGUUUUUGGUGUAUCCAGAAACUUGUUAACUGGAAGCAUCCCAUCGCAUAUCAGCAAGUGCAAGGAGCUCAUCUAUUUUGAUGUAUCUGAAAACUUGCUAACUGGAAGCAUCCCAGUCGGGAUAGGGGAGCAUGCGAAACUUGCAAGCAUUGUUUUUGUCCAAAAAUCGCCUUACUGGAAAUAUGCCAUCAGAUAUUGCUCCAACCAACUAAAGGGUGAGCUUCCUAAAACUAUCUCCUUGCUCAUAAAUCUUGUUGCUCUCGACUUGUCUGGCAACAAGUUUACAGGUAUCAUUCCUCAUUGUGACAGCAGGCAGUUGCCAGUUAAGGUUGCCAAUAGUACAGACAAUAGCAACUUCUCGGGAGAAUCAAGGUCUGUGUUUUGUGGGUUAACGCUUCUGAUGCUCUUGGAUCUAUCAAACAAUGAGCUGUUUGGAGAUUUUCCUGCUUGCUUGUGGAAUUUGAAAGAUUUACAAACCUUGGAUUUGUCAGGCAAUGCUUUUGCUGGGGAAGUUCCAACCUCAACUUUCAACAACUCUUCACUAAGGUCACUGCACUUGUCAGGCAACAACUUCACAGGUUGCUUUCCAGCGGUGUUGAAGAACUUAAAAAGCCUAGUUGUUUUGGAUCUCGGGAACAAUAAAAUUUCUGGUGUAAUUCCUCUGUGGAUAGGGGAAAUCAAUCUUUCUUUGAGGAUUCUCAGCCUGCGAACAAACAUGUUCUUCGGAAGUAUUCCCUGGCAGCUGUCACAACUCCCUCAUCUCCAACUGCUUGAUCUUGCUGAAAAUAAUUUUAUAGGUUCCAUACCAGAAAGUUUCAACAACUUGUCCUUGAUGAAACAGACAUUUGUGAUGCAACCGUUUGUAACAAUUGACAUACCUCAGUGGUAUUUUUACAAUGGAAGCAUGGCCAUAAUUUGGAAGGGACGGGAGUACACUUUUGAGGGAAGAUAUGCAUUUCUGACAGGUAUUGAUCUCUCUGGUAAUUCUCUAUCUGGUGAGAUCCCUUCAGAGCUGACAAGUCUCAGAGGCAUGCGGUUACUAAAUAUUUCUCGAAAUAAUGUGUCUGGUAGUAUCCCCAAGGAUAUUGGCAAUCUAAAUUUAUUAGAAUCCCUUGACCUCUCUUGGAACAAACUAUCAGGCCAUAUUCCUCCUAGUGUCUCAAACCUGAUGUCCCUCACCACUUUCAAUCUCUCCAACAACCUUCUGUCAGGAGAGAUACCUACAGGCAGUCAGCUCCAAACACUCGAUGACCCAUCGAUCUACGACAAUAAUCUGGGACUCUGUGGUCCCCCCUUAAGAUCAUGCACAAAUAAUUCGAGUGGUACACCACCGAUGGAUGGGGCAAAGGAAUAUCACCAUGAACUGGAAACACUCUGGCUGUACUACUCGGUGAUUGCUGGAAUUGUAUUUGGUUUCUGGGUAUGGUUUGGAGCAUUGUUUUUGUGCAAGAUCUGGCGGGUUGCUUUCUUCAGUUGUAUCGAUGCCAUGCAGCAGAAUAUUGUGCACAAGAUGAAGUGUACCUGACUGUAUUUAUGAUGCAUCCGACUAGAUGCACAAUUUGGUGGAAGAGGCCGCUUUAUCUGCAUUCCGCAUUGUAUAAUGUAUUUUUCAUGACCGUGCAGCUGUAGCUGCAGAUGUUUGUUUUGUUUCACCAAUAAGCUGCAAAUGUCUGUGCCUGUUGUGGGCAGAAUUGGCUUGUAGUUGUUGUAUGAUGUGACCAGUGUCCUACAGGAUUGUAUUAGGUUUUAUUGUCUGAAUUUUUGUGCUUUCCUACAGUACAGUUCCACCGGAUAUUUAGCAA